AUGUCAAUUGAAGUGUUCUUGCGUAGGUGGACGGUCGACAAUAUCCAAAUGGAGAAUUUGAAUAAAUAUGAAUCAGAGGCUCAAAUACGCAUCGAAAUGCAUCAUGCUAUGAUGAACGAUACAACAAUCGUCGAUAAAGAGGAAAUGGAUACAUUCGAAGAGACAAACAUGAAGAAAUUCAAUAGCAAUCUACUUGAUUUACCCGAUGAAAUCUUCCUCAUCAUUUUCAAGGACCUCAUGAUGCUUGAUGUGUUUUCUUCACUUGUGAAUGUUGAUCGACGUUUUCAUCGAUUAGCAAUAGAUCCUCAUUAUGUUCGUCAUUUUGAUCUAACUGACACGAUGUUCAUCCGAUCACUGUGCAAUCGACCUUCUUCGAUUGAUACCCAGUUCCUUCCGCGAUUCAGUGAACAAAUCUUACCUCGAAUUCAUCACCACAUCCAUCAACUUACUGUCGAACAGUCGUCGAUUAAGUCAUUUCUUACCGUCAAUUAUCCUCAACUCAAUUUAUUGUCGUUGGUCAAUUUUGAAGAGGAAAUACUUUAUCAAUNAUACUGA
Molecule: messenger RNA, 555 nt
Organism: Adineta ricciae
Lineage: Eukaryota; Metazoa; Rotifera; Eurotatoria; Adinetida; Adinetidae
Source: the annotation of a GenBank genome assembly